AUAGACGGCGUUCAUACCAUAAAAGAAAUCAUAAAGAAGUUAACCUUCUACGACUUUGGAGGACAGUGUGCGUACUACGCCUGUCAUCAGAUUUACCUGACCAGGAGAGCUUUCUACAUCGUGGUAGUAGACGCUUCUAAAUGUCUGGACCAACAGGUUGAUAAAGAUGUAUGUGAUCAAGAGGGCAGUAUAUUCAGUGGAUGGACAUAUGGAGACUAUUUUGUAUUCUGGAUUAAGUCCAUACAUACGUAUUGUGGCAUCGAGAAAGAAGGAGACAAGAGUCCUCUGGUCCUUAUUGUAGCUACCCACUGGGAGAAUAAGAUUGGGAAGUACAAGGAUAAAAGGGUCUUUUUGGAAAGUCUGCUUAGAAAGCUUCCAAGAUAUUCCAAUUUGACACAAUAUAUAAAGCAGGAUAACUGCUUCUGUAUCCAGUUUCAUGUUCCCAUCGAUGAUUUAGAACGUCGUAUUGUCGAAAUAACAAGUGAUUUGCGAUGGAUUGAAAAAAUUCCAAAAGAAUGGGCAACGUUUGGAAAUGAUCUUAACAAGACAAUAGAUAUAAGAAUUGUCGAAAUAUCAAGUAUCAAAUUAGAUACCACAGAAAAUGAUGAUUGCGUUCAAAGGAGUCGAGAUGAAGAAACGAUUAGAAAACAGGAUAUGCUGCGCUUCUAUCACGAUGCCGGUAAAGUCCUGUACUUUAAUGAGACCGGACUAAAGCAGUCCGUGAUAAUUGAUGUUCAGUGGUUUGUUGACGUAUUUAAACAUGUUAUCACAGAUACACUACAUGUGGACGGUAUAAUUGGAUCUUCCGGGGACUGGUAUGAAUAUUAUGAAACUGGGAAUCUUAAAGACACACUUUUGGAGAAUAUAUGGGCAGAUUCAAAAAAGACUGAUACACUUUGUCAUAAACAAACGAUACUCGAUUUUAUGCAAAGACUGGGUUUGGUAGCUGUUGGAAAAGAAUCUCACUAUGUUCCAUGCAUGAAUCGAAAAGAAAUGAAUGACAAUCAAAAGAAUAUUCUACAGUCAAAGAGUAAAUCAUCACUUCUUGUGUAUCGAUUCAAAGUUCUGCCUUUUUUCUUCUUUUUCCGUCUUGUGGUUGCAUGUAUGCAAGAAAAAGGCUGGACUGUUCCCAAAAGUGAGGGAAUAUCUUAUCUAUACAAAAAUAUGGCUUUGUUUGCCUUUGGUCAGUACAAUAUCAUCCUCUCUGUCACAGCAGAUUCCAUACAGCUACAGGUUCUUCAUGCUCAGGAUGAACAGUCAUUGGAUGAGAGAAAAACGCGUCAGAUCCAAGGAACCGUAGAGACACAUCUUAAUGCAAUUAUAGGAACCUUUCACAAAAAACUUAUGUUUGUUCGAGGCAUUAGAUGCCAGGAAGACAAAUCUACUCCAUUUGCAAUGAAAAUUGAAGGAUAUUUUUUGGAAGAAAAAGACAUACAAUCUGAGGAUCAAAAUGAAAUUUGUCCUCAGCAUCGACUUGAAAACAAACAUAAAAUCAACUUAUAUGAAUUAAAAAAGUAUUGGGUAUUUUAA
Molecule: messenger RNA, 1530 nt
Organism: Saccostrea cuccullata (small rock oyster)
Lineage: Eukaryota; Metazoa; Mollusca; Bivalvia; Ostreida; Ostreidae
Exons: 3
Coding region: 655-1530 (291 amino acids)
Source: RefSeq, a predicted model, not a curated record